Paramormyrops kingsleyae is the source of this 3250-nucleotide messenger RNA. The record is from RefSeq and is a predicted model, not a curated record. NCBI's taxonomy places the organism in Eukaryota, Metazoa, Chordata, Actinopteri, Osteoglossiformes, Mormyridae.
UUGCUGUGGUGAUGGCGUUGGCAGCCUGAUAGGGCGUUGGCUAGUCUUGCUGGGCAGAGAUAAGCGCCUUUUGGAAGACUGGUGUGUUCGUGCAUGUGCACGUGCGUAGGGGGUGGGGGCCCCUGGAUGUGAAACGGACAUCUAUAGACAACAAGAUAGUUCUGGAAAUCCUCGCGUCACCGAGUAAAGAUUUGAAAGCCCACUGGGAAAUGUGUUAGGAUAGUUCCUUUUGUUCAGUGUGAGAGUUUUUGAUGAUUUGCUGGGUAACACAGAUGUUUAAGAAUCUGAACAGAAUGUUUCAUGGAUCUUACAUUUCUACAUAAGCCUUUAGGUUCAGAAACACAACUGAAAUGACCCAUUUUGCCAUCUGAGAACCAUUUGGCUGAAAUCAUUUAGGGGAACAGCGCUUUUUUGUCAUCUAAAAUGAUGCAAAAGCGGCAAACCUGGACUUCCCCCGGCAGUGUGAGCUCCUCGCGGGGUACCAUUGUCCCUGGAUCCCCAGCAGUCACCAUUGUGGCAAAAAUUGACAAUCAGGUCAUCGGAUAUAAAGAUUUGGCAGCCAUACCGAAAGACAAAGCUAUACUCGAAAUUGAACGGCCAGACUUAAUGAUCUACCAACCCCACUUCAGCUACGUGUCUCUGGACAAAUCAGAUGAAUUGCCUAGCAGUAGAGAGAGAUCCAUGUCACCCCGCUCGAUCUCGCCCCCACCCUCUCCUGAGAGCUCCACGUGCAAGGAGCCCAGAGAGGGCCUGGAGCCGAAGUCCCCAGCAGGGUCGUCCCCAGCCCCCGUGGUGCCAAACCGCGGAAUAAGCAGUACAGUCCGUCCUCUGCAGCACUUCCACAGGCCCCAAAACGGCACCAACAUCUACAAGAAGCCACCAAUUUACAAACAAGAUCUGUUGGUGUCGAUUCCGCAGAGUAAACACAUAGAGGACCUCAUCAUCGAGUCGUCCAAAUUCCCUGCAGCACAGCCUCCUGACCCCAACCAGCCCUCCAAGAUUGAGACAGACUACUGGCCCUGCCCGCCCUCCCUGGCUGUUUUGGGUAAGCCUUCACCCUCUGCCCAGGUGUCUAAAUGGGCAGGAAGCCUGAUGUAUUGUGACCACAAAUGCUCAGUAGGUCUUAAAAAUAGAUCCGCAGUGAAUGUUUUCCUAUGGCAGACUUUCUGCAGGGGUCUGAUACAACGAUUUAUCUCUCAGAUCCAAUCCAACCUCGGGAAAUUAAUUUUGAAGGAAGAAAUAGAGAGAUCAGUUCCCAAUCAAAAGAAAACUCGCUCCCUUCCGGAUAGGACUCCCAUGCACCUAGGGCCAUCUUCCAGAGCUUCCAAAUCCACCUCUCUUCCAUCAUGCAACAGAACCGGUUUAACUCGGCUCCAGUCAGAUGAGUUCUCACCUGACAGCGAUAAUGGAGGAUCAUCAGGUCUUCAGAUUUAUCCCUAUGGAAUGCUCAUGGUGACUCACAGAGGCCAGAGUAAGCUCCCCUCCGACGUUGACCGAACAAAACUUGAGCGUCACCUGGCUCCAGAAGAAUUCCUGGACGUGUUUAAAAUGUCCAUCGAGGACUUUGAUCAGCUUUCUCUCUGGAAACAAAACGACUUGAAAAAGAAGGUUUUGCUGUUUUAGCGAGAAGAGACUUACUCAUGAACACAGACUACCGCACGUCUUUGGAAACACAUUCAAGAAAAGAAUCAAAUACAGAAAAUAUCAAAUGCUAAACUUGGAAUGGAACAAAAGUCCCAUUCCUGAGUCAUAGUCACCUAAAAAUCGACUAUCGACAGUUUUAAAAACUUAGGGUCUAGUAGCUGUGUCUCUUUCUCAUACUACAAUAGCAACAGAGGAUCGUAUGGAUUGUGCAAAAGCCUGUCGAAGUGACAUAUCUUCUGACUGGUAUUAUUCAAAUUGGUACCAACAAAGAAAUAAGGUUACCAACACUUACUUGCUACAUCCCACAGGCAGGGAAGUGAGUUCAAUUAUAGACCAAGCUACUCUAUUAGUCCUCAUUUUAUAUCAGAGCAGCACUGCCACUAAGACUUUAGCGAGGAAAACUAUUAACUUACUUCUCAGUAUAUUGAACCGAGCAGCUGGGUAUCAGUUAACAUGCAGUACACUUCUAUUGACAUUGAAAUACCAGCAGAAUUAAUGGGCUGAUUUACUUGACCCUGUUUAUUCAAACAUAGAAGAAUGUUUUUGAAUUGUUUCUCAGUCAUUUUGAUAGUUUUCGUUUCAACUAAUCUGUUUUUGGAAGUGGUGGAACUUCAGAUAGAUGCAUUUUGAUUCCUUUCCUAAAAGAGCUGAUGAUAGACUAUUCUAUAUUAUUACUAUUUAGCUCCAACAAAAUUGCACCGUCUAGAAAUCUGCAGCUGAGUUUUUGGCUGAUCUGCAUUAGCAUGUUAAACCUUCACUGAUGUUAGUCUCAACUAGUGUCUUCAAUAUUGUUCUACAUAGACGGAGCCUGACGUCUUAAAGGUACGCAGGACACAUUGUCGGUGCCUACCUUUAUUACCUGUCUGGUCCUAUUGCUACAAUACCUGCACAUUUGUAAGCACCUUUAAGGUUUUUUGCUUUUGUUUUGAUGAGGGCAGUGUCGGUAUUGAUUUGUAUCACCAUAACAAGCGCAAUGUCUGCAUCUGCAGCUCUGGCUACUCUUCUGUUAUCAUCACUCAUUUACUUGUUUACUGUCCAGAUAGACAAAAAAGGAUUUGGUAACUUAUGAGUUUGGAGUAUUUCUCCAUCAUAUCUGCACAGAAGCAAGUUCUGUGCAUCAUUCGUUUGUUCUUUGUAGGCAGUUUGUAUUUUUUUAUGUAGAGAACAGCAUGAGUUUACAAAAGGCCUCAUUUAAAAGUAUUGAUAGCUAUUGAUGGGGAACUACAGGUUGUCUUUAAAGUCAUUGACAAGGGCAAAAAAGUGAUCACAAACGCUCCACUCACUGGGGAAGUCAAAGAAGCACAGAUACUUGCAGGGAUAGGUCACUGUGGUGUGUGUGUGUGUGUGUGUGUGUGUGUGUGGAUGGGAUCCAUGGGCGGACCACAGGGGUUACAGGCCAGAUGGGUGCCCCACAAUCUCUACAUCAUAAACCCUUUCAGCUACGUCCUUGAGAAGCAAUAGUAAUUGAUAUGUUCCCUUUUGAACUUAUUUUCACUGGUAUGGAAAGCAGAGCAUAGUAGGGCAGCAGGAUUCAUGUGAGGGAAUGUGCCUUAGUCCUAACCUACCCCUGUCCAUUGGCUGCCUGACAGGGGGGGGCGGGGUGGAA